AUGUUUUCCCUUCCAAACCUUGCCCCGACAGACUCCUACAAUCUCUGGUACACAUCAUCUCAUAGCAACAUUCCCCAGCACACAGAACCCACAAACAAUGCAUUUGAUCAUACCGCUCCCCAUAUCGCAUCUAACCAAAACCACGGCUCACGUCGUCAACAAGCCAGCAAUAGAACACCCCUAGCACGACUACGCUUAGAUGAAGAAUAUAUCGAGAGGAGAAAACAAAAUGUACAAAACUGGGGAAGUUCCUGGAUCAAGCCUCCUGGAGUACCAAAAUCAUUGCAUCAAUUGAGAGAAGAGAAGAGAGAAAUGGAAGAACAUCAAGAAGCAAUGAGACGAGAACAAUUGGCACAAGAACUUGCCGAAGCGGAACAGGCGGAGGCGGAGGCAAUGAUACCGGCUGAGGAUCUUGAGGGGGAGAUGGACGGCAUGGUGGAUCUUGAUGAUGAGAUUCCCGAUGCGGAUGAGACGGGGAUGGGACCUAGUGAUUCAUCCGAUGCCAGCGAAGAUGAUGAAGAAGAUGAAGAAAACGAUCUCGAGGAUGUUCCCAGAGCACUCGCAGCUUCUCGCAUGACGGAUGAAGCUUACAGAGAUGCGAUAACACGUCUCGGAGCUCCCAGAGGUUCAAUGCUCGAGGACGAUGGCGCUUCGACCAUUGCUGAGGAAGAGCAAUCGCAAAUGCUACAGGAGGAAGAUCUGGUACAUGAGCAUGAAGAAGAUAAUCAAGAUGAGGAUAUGGAAGUCGAUCUUGAUGAUGAUAUUCCUGAAGCCGACGAAGGAUAUGAACAUACGGACACAGAAGAUGAAAUUGAUAGCAGUGAGGAGGAAAGCGAGGCGGAAAGUCUUCCUGCUGGAAAUCAUGGAGGUCAUGGUGCGAGUUUGGUUAGGAGUGAUGGUACUCAAAACUCGAUGGAUCUUUCGAAUCUUAUAUCGCACGAUAGUAGUGUGUUAUAUAGUAGUCCUCGAGGAGCAAGAUGA
This is a messenger RNA of Botrytis sinoallii, 981 nucleotides long. RefSeq lists its product as uncharacterized. Gene Ontology annotation, cellular component: anaphase-promoting complex. Gene Ontology annotation, biological process: anaphase-promoting complex-dependent catabolic process. Lineage: Eukaryota; Fungi; Ascomycota; Leotiomycetes; Helotiales; Sclerotiniaceae. The record is from RefSeq and is a predicted model, not a curated record. The transcript has 2 exons. Bases 1 to 981 code for a protein of 326 amino acids.